Molecule: messenger RNA, 631 nt
Organism: Ooceraea biroi (clonal raider ant)
Lineage: Eukaryota; Metazoa; Arthropoda; Insecta; Hymenoptera; Formicidae
Source: RefSeq, a predicted model, not a curated record
UAAUCCCACAGCAAGAAUGGUUCGACUCACUCUGAGACAUAUAAUAUCCACAGGAUACAUUCCAACAACCGAUAAAGGCAAUGUUCAAUGCAUAGAAGCCGAGUCUCUUAUUAAUUCACCGAGUCACCUCGUUAAAACGCUCGAGAAGUCAUUGAACACGAAUCAUACUAACAUACAAUGUGAUACUAAUUCUGAAGACGAUUCAUUUUUAGAAGACGUAGAAAUGCUUAAAGAGUACGAUAAUAUCAGAGAUGCAGAAAAUGUUGAUCCACUUAAUAUAUAUAAUGAAAAUGCUAUUACAUAUUUUGCUGGAUACAUAGCGCGACGAAGCGUUGCAAAAACGAAGUGUGAUAAUUGUCGUAAUUGCAUGAUGAAAACACCAAUGGAUAGCGCUGCGGAAAAUGAGAUGUAUAUUGAAUUUCGAGAAUAUCCAAACGCAGAUGAAGAUGCUCCUACAGUAACAAAAUUAGUACGACCAAAAGACAUCUUUAUCAAAGUGGUCCAAACGCAAUUAGAGGUAUUCAAUCGUACAUGGCAAUAUUAUUGGGCAUCAAAGCAAAUUCUGGAUAAAAUAACGAAUGAGUGUGUUAAUGUAACAAAUGAGAAACAUUUAGGAUAACUGGAUAAAAAU